AUGAGCCGCCUUCCUCCUGUCGACAAGCUCCCUCUUGCUAUCCGCAAAGAUGUCCGCGACAACUGGGAGUCAAAGAAGGAAGACAGUGAAAAGCAACUGGGAGAGAUUCUGGGCGAGAAGUGGACUAUUGACAUUGACGCCAAGGCCAUUUACCCCUAUGGCGAGGACCGCUCAUAUGCGAAGGAAUCCACUGGCGCCAUGAUUGCAGAGUACGUCGACUGCGCGAUCCGUGGCCUUCGCCGAUAUGUCGAACAGUACGGCGACGACGCAAAGAACGAGAUCAACAAGGUCGCGUCAGCUCAUUCCAUCAUCAUGGACCUCGAUGUGGACAAGAAGGUCAGCUAUUGCGGUGCCGGCAUCACGGCUGACGGCCAACUCGCUAUGCUGUGGCAGGACGGCAACCUUGCCAGUAACAUCGACCACGUCUUCAGCGAGCGCAGCCUCACCGCGGCCCUCAACGCGGUACCUUCGGAGGGCAUCUCCUUCGAGACGCGCCUCGACAUCAAGCAGUCGUACGACGACAAGAUCGCCGACGUGCGCACGCGCAUCAACACCGCCCUCAAGCGGGAGUACACGCUCGAGCCUGGCUUCGAGGCCGCGUACGCCAAGCUCAGCGGCACGCAGGCUGAAUUCAAGGAAAACCUCGGCCAGUUUGUUUUCCUGUACUUUGAGGCCCUCGCUGGCGGGCUGGUCAGUCAAAAGUUUGACUCGGACGACAUGAUGCAGGAGGCCCUCAACGAGGCGGUCGAGUCGGGCAAGAUCGCGUUUCGGGUCGUGGACAAGGCGCAGAUGAAGGAGACGUACAGCGAGGCCGUUAUCGAGGAUGGCGUGCUGUACCUUCAGACGUCGCCGGAUUACUACGGUUCCAACAUUGACCAUGUGUGGCACAAGCUGGUUGACCAGCUUUAA
Molecule: messenger RNA, 909 nt
Organism: Cordyceps fumosorosea ARSEF 2679
Lineage: Eukaryota; Fungi; Ascomycota; Sordariomycetes; Hypocreales; Cordycipitaceae
Exons: 4
Coding region: 1-909 (302 amino acids)
Source: RefSeq, a predicted model, not a curated record